Molecule: messenger RNA, 810 nt
Organism: Iphiclides podalirius (scarce swallowtail)
Lineage: Eukaryota; Metazoa; Arthropoda; Insecta; Lepidoptera; Papilionidae
Source: the annotation of a GenBank genome assembly
AUGUUCCCAGACACGCGGCGCCACAGUCACUUCAAAGGAUUGAAGGUAAUCAACUUCAGGUUCACCAGUAAGGUCCUCCAAAACGAGAUCGACGAGGCCUUCCUCAACAUCCACGUGCAGGAGCUGGAGCAGAGGUUGAAUGUGACCCUGGGCCCCGAGGAGUACUUCUCCAUAGGCCUCCAGAUCAACAGGGUCACGAGGAACAGUCAGGGUAGCAAAGCGUCGGUGCCAUACACGGAGAGCUCCGUGAAGAUGUCCAGGAAGGAGCUGAAGAUCGGAAAAUGGGUCAAGGUGAACGUGACCAACAUGGUGGCGGAAUUCUUCAGGCUGCCGAGGGAGAAUCUAGCAAUAGUUGUGAGAGUACAAGACUCGAAGAAUAGAAUGAGCUUGGUUGUGCCGCAUCCUAGCUCUGAAUCAAACAAUGCAUUGAUGCCAUACAUAGAAGUAAGCCUUAGAGACAAUUCGCACAAGCGCACGCGGCGCACCAUCGGCAUGGACUGCACGGAGAACUCGAAGGAGGUACGCUGCUGCCGCUACCCUCUAGCCGUCAACUUCGAGGAGUUCGGCUGGGACUGGAUCAUAGCGCCGAAGCAGUACGACGCCAACUACUGCAGCGGCGAGUGCCCCUACAGCUUCCUGCAGAAGUACCCCCACACGCACAUCGUCCACUUGGCGGCGCCUCAGGGCAGCGGCGGCCCGUGCUGCGCCCCCAGACGGAUGAGCAGCAUCUCCAUGCUGUACUUCGACCACGACCUGAACAUCAUCUACGGCACCAUUCCGGGUAUGGUCGUGGAGAGCUGCGGUUGCUCA